UAACAGUACGUUUCGCUCGAACUGCGAGGUCCGCCAUGGCUCGUCUCGCCGUGGCGCUCUUGCUCAUCGCGGCCGCCGCCGGUGCCCACUCGGCGAACCCUCGCCUCCCCACCUGCCGCGCGACAGACGCCGCAGUCGAUGUGGCUACUACCACGCAGGAGCACGGCGGCAGCGGGAGGCGGAUCCUGGACAUCACGCACGCGCUCCAGCCGGAGCUCCCGGUGCUUGGGUCGGACGCCGGGGUGGGGGUCCCCUGGUCGCGGCUGAAGAAAUCCAUGGCGAACGGCUCGCUCUCCAACUUCUCGGAGCUCCGGAUGAGCGUGCACAUGGGCACUCACGUCGACGCCCCCGGCCAUAUGUGGCAGCAGCACUUCGAGGCCGGAUUCGACGUCGACACUCUCGACUUCGAGAUCCUCAAUGGUCCUGCAUUGCUGGUUGAUGUUCCGAGAGACAAAAAUAUAACUGCUGAAGUAAUGGAGUCCCUGAACAUUCCAAGGGGAGUUCGUCGAGUUCUUUUCAGAACAUUGAACACUGAAAAGAAGCUUAUGUCAAAGGAGAGUGAAACUAGUUUUGUUGGAUUUACAGAGGAUGGGGCACAAUGGUUGAUUACACAGAUGUUAAGCUAGUCGGGCCAUGAGCACCGAGUUGAUGAGCGUGAGGCGGUCACCUGUGGAUAGGAGCUUUGGCUUCCAACCACUUACUUUUUUGGCGAAUCUGUCCAAGGUUGGCUGCAAGUCAUUUUUUGUCAAUUUUCUCAGAGACAAGGUCACCUGUGGAUUGGUGUGUUUACCUUUUACAACCUGAACUUAAAAUGUUUGCUUGCUAAUCCUGUAGGGGUGGAUUAUCUGUCAGUCGCUUCAUAUGAAUAUAUGAUUCAUGCACAUGUAGUUUUUUUUGAAAAGAAGGGUAAGAAACCAGACUUCCUAUAAGAAAUAUCCAAAACUAUGGAUCAGCUUUAAUACUCUCACCAAUAUCUCAUAGUCUCUUACUGUACCUGUACUUCAUAAAUUUUACAUGUCUGGCAUUGUUGAUCGAAUUACUCUCAAAAUGCUAACGCUAGUUCCAAAAUAGUACCUUCCAAAACUAAUCAACAUGUUUCUCACUUUCUAUUUAUUCUAAUCUCUGGAGUACAAAUUAGGAAGCAUACAAAUUCUAUAAUUGUAUGCUCCUGAGCUUCGAGAUCUAUCAGGGGACGUUUAUGAAACAAAAUAGCUGUACAAAUUACAGGGUGUCAUGGUGAUACCAAGAGGGAAAGAGCUUGACAUUAGUGGAUUUAGUCUCGACUUAUACAUUGAACACGUUAUUUUUUCCCUUUUUUCCAACUAGCUUUCUAAAUGACCCAUAAGAUGUGUUACUAACUGAGAGGCGGUUAAUUUAACUCUCUUGUAUUGUUCUUAAUACCAAUGAAAAGAAACUCAGGUAGUCAGAAUUAGGGGGUAUUUCUUGGAUAAAGCAACUCAAUAGUCCAUCAUUUGUACACUCAUUGGUUGACAAAAGAAAAGGAUCCGUGUUUUAUAAAGUAUCUUUUGGCUAGUGCUGGUGGGGGCUUUGGGCUUUAUAUUGGAAAGGGCGAUGGUAAUAAUCGAGUUAAACUGACAAGGUUGCAGAUCAUGAUUUUAUGAGCUUUACUCCUCACUUUUUGUAAUGUGUACUUCCCUUUUGUCUAGUGCUCUUCUGAAGAACAUUACACUAUAUCUGUCGGUGAUUUAGAGGAUCGUGCAUGCUACUUUGCAUUUCAGUAAGAUAUUUCUUUAUGAGUAUAUGUGCCACUUGUUUGUUUGGCUAUUUUUUCAUGCAGGAAAUUAUAAUUGUAGAAGCUCUGAAUUAGAUGAUGUGGAACCUGGCAUGUAUAUGUUGCAUUGCUUACCUCUAAGGCUGGUUGGAGCUGAGGGUUCACCAGUCAGGUGCAUCCUUAUUAAAUGAUCAGGUCCUUGAGGUACUGUUCUAGCUGAUGAUGUGUCUCCUCGACAUGUUGGUAAAACAUUGAGCGUUUAUCUUGAAGAACAUGUAUCUCAUGCACAUCUGCUUGUGUGGUAGAGUGAAACUAGUUAUAUGAUGGAGAAGAAACUGGUGUAAUAUUGGAUUGGUGUUCAAUGAUCAUGUACCUUCAAAACAAUGUUCAUUUUCAUGUAUGUGUUAU
Oryza brachyantha (malo sina) is the source of this 2140-nucleotide messenger RNA. Its product is annotated as cyclase-like protein 2. NCBI's taxonomy places the organism in Eukaryota, Viridiplantae, Streptophyta, Magnoliopsida, Poales, Poaceae. The record is from RefSeq and is a predicted model, not a curated record. Gene Ontology annotation, molecular function: arylformamidase activity.